CCAUGGCAAAUUGUACUGGUAAUUGUAUCUCUUUUAUCGAGGAAAGAUCCGGAAAUGCAAGCGACACCUUUACGGGGUGAAAAAAAGGAGUUGGAGUGAAACAUCAGUGCACAGAAUUUUAAAUACCAGUAUAUGCAUUAAAACAGUUUUUAAUCGCAAAGGCUGAAGUGUGGGAAAAGAUGAAUUCAUUACGAUCCAAUCACAGCAAGAGCGGUACUCCAUCACUCCUUGGACCAAAUCCCAUGUAUAUGAAAAAUUCUUCAGGAAUGGAUCUGUCACAGGCAUCCCCUCUUCUGCAGAAUCCUCAACCUUCAUCAGUAGGACAGAAGCAGCGUGUGUUCACAGGUGUAGUGUCAAAAAUGCACGACUGUUAUGGCAUAGUGGAUGAGGACGUAUUUUUUCAAUUGAGUGUAGUAAAGGGCCGACUACCACAAGUUGGAGAGAAGGUUCUGGUCCAGGCUAUUUAUUACCCCACUCAGACCUCAAAGUGGAAUGCUCAAAAAGUUCAAGUCCUUAAUAACCAGCCUCUGAUAAAGUCCUUGCCAUCCCUUUUGCCCACUAUGGGUCAGGGCCAAAAGCAGGGAAUUCUGGGUUCCAAGCCUCAACCCUUGUUACUGCAGACAUCUUUAAUACCACCAUUAUUACCAAAUAUUCAGCAGGCUCAUCAGAAACCUGGACUCCUUCAAACACCCAGCCACCUUCUUCCACAUAUCCAGCACCCACGAUCAAACUUGUUUGACGCAAGGACAGGAAGCAGAAAAAGGCGAGGUGAAGGAGGAAGAGAAAUGGGUCGGUGGGACGAUUUACCGGGUAAGGGAGCAGAUAUUACUGAUCAAAAAAAAGCGGAGAUGGCAGGGAGGUCUAGAGCUUAAAAUUGCCAACAGGCAUGCGCUCCGUUAUUCACCUCUUUUUUCUCGUUUUUCAAGAGAAAGUGGCAUGUGUGACACAAUUGAACUACUGCGUCGCUACCCGAAAAUCAUGGUUCCUGGCCAUUUUUUUUGACUUGAGAAUAUGCUGGGUAGAAACACUUCCCAUGGGGAGACCCUUGACACUACGUUACCCUAGUCGGUUCCACAUUGCCGAGUCCAAGGUUGAUAGUUCCCUUGAAGAUGUCAACUCGUGUGAUUCUGAAAUUGUUUAUAAUGCAAAGGUAUUACUAUUAUCCAACCCUGGGUUAGAAGAGUUGUAUAAGAAGUGUUGCUUAUCAUCUGAAGAUCAGAAGGACUCCUCUUGUAAACCUGUUCACCCUAGCUCUCUGGUUAAGUUUUUAGUAGGUAUGAAAGAACAGGAAGUACUAAUACUAGGGGGACCCUGGAUUUCAUCUUUGGAUGGUCCUGAUCCAGAUAAAGACCCGUUAGUCUUGAUCCAAACAGCUAUCCGCUGUACCAGAGCACAGGCAGGAUUGGACUUGAGUACCUGCUCUCAGUGGUUCCGCUUUGCUGAAGUGCGGUACUUGCGUGAUGAGUGGGUAGAGACAACAGUGUUCCUUAUUCCUGAUGUGUGGCACUGCAUGCCCUCCUUACCAGAGUGGGAAACUAUAAAAAAACAAUCACAAAGUAACUGUAGAUGACAAUGACACUACUGAAAAUGAGCAGGACAAGGGCAAAGGGGAGUCUGCCCCAAAACCAGAAUGUCAGGAUAGCUUGCCAGAUGAGCCCUCCAUUAUUUCAAGUCCACAGCAGACAGCUGCAGGAGACAAGUUUACCUGUGCAACUCUUUCUUUAAACACCUUAUUAGAAUGUCAGCAAG
Erpetoichthys calabaricus (reedfish) is the source of this 1749-nucleotide messenger RNA. RefSeq names its product cell cycle and apoptosis regulator protein 2. The coding region runs from base 180 to 872 and encodes 230 amino acids. The record is from RefSeq and is a predicted model, not a curated record. Lineage: Eukaryota; Metazoa; Chordata; Cladistia; Polypteriformes; Polypteridae. The transcript is spliced from 13 exons. Gene Ontology annotation, molecular function: RNA polymerase II complex binding. Gene Ontology annotation, biological process: RNA splicing; regulation of DNA-templated transcription. Gene Ontology annotation, cellular component: nucleus; DBIRD complex.